AUGACGAACGUUGAGCUCUAUAACAGCCUACUGAUGGUCACCAUUAAAAUCGAGAGGAAGAGGAAGCUCGCCUGCCCUGUGGUUUCACGAGAGACACUGCCACUUACAGAGCAGAGUCUGGGGAACUCAGCCUGUUUUGUGUCACUGUAUUUGGAGAUUCUAUGUCAGUCUUUGGGCUCCUUCAGCAGUAUCGUCCCACAAGAAAACAGAAAUCAGAUUUAUUUCUUGGAUCAAGGAAAGGACAUUGUGUUAGAAGGACCAGACAAUCCUGGGAAUGGCCCAUUAGCCUGGGAGUGGAAAGCACACUCAGGGCAGCACACCCACCAAUUGGGGACUUUCAUCAGAGGCAACUCAGGCAGUUGGAGUAGAUAUUGGAACAAUGACUGGAGAAGCGAUUACUUCCGCCAGCAACUGCAAUUGAAUUAUAAUACUGGUAAUCUGAGAAUUAGAAGACCCAACUUUAAAUUCGCGGGAUUGUUCACUUUGACUCAAACACAGCCGACAAAACAAAUCCUGAGACAAUUUGAAAUAUUUGGAAUCAAAGUUGAGACGAGUCCACAGCAGCCUCUGUUGGGCAGUGACGUCACCCUCAGCUGUACCAUCUCCAGACUCCCAGAUACCGUCAGUCUCCACUGGAAACCAGUGGGCUCAUCCCAGCAGAACAGGAGAAACACUGAUCAGAUCUGGCUGAAUAACACCGUCUAUCUGAUGGUCCGACCCGUUACAGUGGAGAAUGAGAAGUUGUAUCAGUGUGAAGUGCAGGAAAACGGAAACAUUGUUUUCACAAGCAAAGCAGGUUUUACUGUACACACAGAUUUAUAUCAGAGGCGUUACACCCUUUAUCGUCCCAGCACAGAGUACAGUGAACUCCACCUGGUUUGCUAUUUUUAUGCUGUGUACCCUCGUGGUGUGUGGACCUGGUUAUUGCAUCAACCACGGGGCUAUCAGAAACAAAUAGCAUCUGCAAAGUAUUAUGAGCCCGUCAACGUCAGUAGCACCGACUUUGGGAAUCGACUGGGGACCUCGGUGAAACUAUUCUAUGGCAAGAAUUUCAACGUGAGGAUUGUCCCGGUUUUGUUUGGAGAUGCUGGAAUUUACACAUGCUCUCUGGGAUCAAAUACAUUUCUGACCAUUGAGCUAAUCACAGUGAAAGUCACAGCUGAACCGUCUGAUACAGUGACUGAGGGAGACACCGUUACCCUGAGCUGCUCUGUGUCUGGCGUCACUGCAUCAACCAGACUGGUUUGGAUCAACGGAGACGGUGAAACUGCUGGAGACAAAACACUGACUGGGGAAGAGAAAUCACUGAGUCUGAUCGUACAGAAAGCUGAGAGAGACAGAGGGAAAUGGACAUGUGGUGUGUUUGAUCAAGACAGGCUCCGGAUUAUCGUCCCGUAUUAUCAAGAGCGCAGUGGCAAUCACAGAAGAUACCUGUAUAUGGACACCAUCCCAACAUUAUAUUUUGAACUUGAAGGAACAGUGAUCAGCAGAUCAUGUUUUUGGACCCAUUCUACUCAUUAACCAACUUACCUUUGACCCCAAAUAUUCCCCACUGUCUCAAGAUAUUCCCACCAGACUGUGUCUGAUUCCAUGUGAACAGUCCUGCAAGUUCAAAGGUGGGCUCCCUGAUUUUCAGAUUAAGGGUACCCCAGUCCACAUAUAACCUCUGGGAAAUGUCUGGUAUUUUACUGAACUCAUCACUCCAUUGUACGACCCACCACUGAUCUUCUCUGUGAAAAGUGGCCAAUCGCUUUGUGGUUUGUUGCCCUGUGUAUGGCCUCCAUUCCAAAUCAAUGGAGUUACUUUCGGGAUUGUCUGGUCCCUUCAAUACGAAGUUCCCUUCCUGAUGGAAAAAGUAAAUAGAAUUCCCGAUUCCUGCAAAUGGAAAGGAAAAUAUAAUCAGACAACAGCUUCUCAAUGUGAUCAUUAUCAUGAGGAUCAUUUUGGAGAACUCAUUUCCAGAAAGCUGUGAGUUCUGAUUCCAUUCAUAAUUUCUGAUUAAAAUUGUUUGGGGUUUCUCAAACAUCCUUUCAGCCCCUGUCACGAUGUGCGAUGGCAAUAUCGGAAACCAGGUGCUGAGGAAUGACAGACUCUGAUGUAGAAAUGGCGAUCAGCGUUUAUUCCUAAUAAUUCAAAUAGGUUGGUGGCUCAGCCAAGUGACACUGCAAGAAGAAACAUUCUCAAAACUAGACCCAGUGAUGAGCCUGAGAGGAGGAGAGGGGUGGACCACC
Molecule: messenger RNA, 2231 nt
Organism: Mobula hypostoma (lesser devil ray)
Lineage: Eukaryota; Metazoa; Chordata; Chondrichthyes; Myliobatiformes; Myliobatidae
Exons: 7
Coding region: 1-1521 (506 amino acids)
Source: RefSeq, a predicted model, not a curated record